Messenger RNA from Staurois parvus, 361 nucleotides. NCBI's taxonomy places the organism in Eukaryota, Metazoa, Chordata, Amphibia, Anura, Ranidae. The record is from the annotation of a GenBank genome assembly.
CUCAAGACGAGUAAAGAAUCUUCUAGUUCUCCAGAGUUACAAACUACUAUUCCGGCUGACAGUGUUUCAUUUUUAAGUUGUCCAGUUAAAUUGAAUGCAGAAGAUGAAGAUACUCUUGUGUCCUCAAACAGUUCUCCAUUCAGUUCUCCUGAUGCCCUAGCAAACUACUGUGUUAAGUGCCAUCAAAUCUGCAUCUCCAACAGGCAGGGGUAAAGAAAAGAGGCUAAAAUUGCAGACGGAAAAGGAAUAUCGGGAUCGUAUCAGGGAAGAAUUAAAAUUUGCCAAAGAGCGAGCAAAAGAAGAAGCAAAAAAAAAGAGAGAUGAAGAACGGGAGCAAAAGGCGAAGGAGAAGGAGAAAAAA